UAACAAAAAUGGGUUUUGUGAGUAAAGCUCUGAUCUUGAUCGCCAUUCUCACAUGUCUUACCUCUGUUGCUCAUGCAAUUAGGGGUCAAGCCACUUUCUACACUCCUGCCUACGUUCCAUCAUCAUGUUAUGGCUACAAUGACCACGGAAUCAUGAUUGUAGCGCUGAACGGUCGUUUGUUUGGUAACAAAGGUGCAUGUGGGAGGAGGUACCGUGUGCGCUGCACUGGAGGAACCAACGCUGGCGUUCCGCACCCUUGCACUGGAAAAUCUAUUGUCGUUACAGCUGUUGAUCUUUGUCCCGGAUGUGCAGACAACCAAAUUGAUCUUUCACAAGAAGCAUUUUCAAUGAUUGCUAAUCCUGAUGCAGGGAGGAUUAACAUCGAAUAUGAUCAGAUCUAAACUUACCAAAUGGGAAUAAAUAAUCUAUCUUUUAUGGGACUGUGUAUUGUAUGAAUAAGACUCAAGGACUUAGUAGCCUCAUGCCAAAUAUAUCAGUUUUUGGAAUAAAUUGUUGCUUCCAAUUUAUUUAGUAUGUAUUAUAUUGUGAUGAUUUGGAUAUUAAUGUAAACCUAUAAGUGUAAUAUUUCCUAUUUGAUAUCUUUGUCAUGUGGUUUGCUUU
Helianthus annuus (common sunflower) is the source of this 621-nucleotide messenger RNA. RefSeq names its product EG45-like domain containing protein. Gene Ontology annotation, biological process: systemic acquired resistance. The record is from RefSeq and is a predicted model, not a curated record. Bases 9 to 401 code for a protein of 130 amino acids. Gene Ontology annotation, cellular component: cell wall; apoplast. NCBI's taxonomy places the organism in Eukaryota, Viridiplantae, Streptophyta, Magnoliopsida, Asterales, Asteraceae. The transcript is spliced from 3 exons.